AAGGAUGUAUAAGAUAUGAACCUACUCUGGAUACAUUCUUAAAAUAUCCAAUUUUCUGUUUAGUUUCAAAUUUCUGCUAUAUAUCCAUAUCCUGGAUCAAUUGCUACUCAUUGACUUAAAUCUCCCUUGGAUCACAAAGUUUGGGUAUCCUUCUCACUCUGUUCACAGAAUCGUUAUUAACCUACCCAUUUGAUUCCUCUUCCCAAGUCAAAACUUCUUUUUUAUGUUAUAAUCUCAAACUUUUUGAUUCCCCAGGGUUAUAGAACUGUGGAUACAGUCACUUGUUAAAUUCAUCACUGGGAACUGCCUGUGGAUUCUGGUAUAUUCAACAGGUCAAAGUUUCACCUUUUAUGCUUAUGGAAGAUGUUCAGAAGGGUUUGCCCUCUUCAGGCUCCAACUCUUCUGGACUUUCAACUGAUAAAUGGUUGGUAGUUGAGAAAAGGGUCGAAGAGAUCCUAUGGACUGUUCAACCAAAUGUAACUUCUGAAUGGAGGCGGAGGGAGAUUAUUGAUUACAUUCAGAGGGUUAUCAAAGGUUGUUUUGGAACUGAGGUCUUGUCCUUUGGCUCAACCCCUCUGAAGACAUAUAUUCCUGACGGAGAUAUUGACUUAACAGUCAUCUGCCAUCGGAACAGGGAGGAUGAAUUAGCGGGAGAUGUGUGUGGUCUCCUUGAAGGUGCACCAAAAGAAAUGGCUUUCCUGGUUGAAGAUGUUCGUUGCGUUUAUGCGAAGGUUAAGAUCAUAAAAUGCACUGUGAAUAACAUACCUGUUGAUAUAUCUUUCAACCAGGUGGCGGGGCUGUGUACAUUGUGCUUUCUGGAGCAGGUGGAUCAGUUCAUUGGAAGAGACCACCUUUUUAAGAAGAGUAUAAUCUUGAUCAAAGCUUGGUGCUAUUAUGAAAGCCGAACCCUUGGUGCACAGCAUGGCCUGAUUUCAACAUAUGCACUAGAGACACUGGUCUUGUGUAUCAUCAAUCUCUUUCAUUCAUCACUCCAUGGACCUCUACAGGUUUUUCAUAGAUUUUUGGAAUACUAUGGCAAUUUUGAUUGGCAAAAUUAUUGCAUCAGUAUCAAUGGUCCAGUUUCUUUAUCAUCCGUUGAUAAAAUCAGAGAGAUUCUAGAAAAUGAGGGGGAGAAUUUUCUGCUCCCUAAGGAAUUUGUGAGGAAGUGCAUAGAUGCAGUAUCAGAUCCAAGAAAAAUAAAUGUAGCUAGAAUGCAGGACUUCCCAAUCAAGCACCUCAACGUUGUGGAUCCUCUAAAAGACAACAACAAUCUAGGCCGCAGUGUUACUUCAGGUAACUUCAAGCGCAUUAAAUCUGCUUUUGCUCUUGGAGAGAAGCAGCUUAGAAAAAUUCUAGCGCUACCGGGUGAAAGCAUAGGUGCAGAACUUCAGAAGGAGUUCUUUAUGUCAACUAUAGAUAGGAAUGGCAGGGGACAAAGACCAGAUCUUCAUACUCCUGUACCUGCAUUUGGUAGUGGAAGAUCUAUACCAUCUAACCUCACUGGGGACUAUGAUUAUUAUUAUGGGGGGAUCUUGUCUGCUUAUGCGCUUCACGAUCAAAGCUUACAUCUAUCUUCCCAACCAUAUCUUCCACCUUCUCAAGUCCAGAAUAACACCGCAUGGAAUGCCAGGACUUGGUCUCUGGAGCAACUUAACUGGGAUGUCUUUGAUCGAAUGUCAGUGAAUGCAUAUGCAUUACCUUUCUAUCAUUGUGCUUCUCAACAGACUGCUAAUAUGAGGACAAUGCGAGGAACUGGCACGUACAUACCUGAUCGGAGUCCUCAUUACAGACCUGUGCAUUCAAAGAUGAGGGGAAGGCCCGAGUAUAGAACUCGUCGGGUGACGAUGAAACCAGCCCAAAAGGGUAACCAGGAUGAGGUCACCUCAGGAACAAAUACUGGUGUACUUGAAAGCAGCUCUGAUCUUUCACUUGAGGAAUUUCCACAACUUCCAGGCACGGAAUUGCCCACGCCUUCACAAGUUGAUCAAUCUGGCAAAACCUGGACAGAUCUUCAACCCCAGGUGCCCCCUCACACAAAUGAGGAUCGUAGUCUUGGGGUUCUGGGGCAUGUGCCAUUGCCUUUGGGAAUGCAUCCACAUGAAACAAGGGCAGAUUCUUGCAGUUCUGAUACUCUGGACUUUAGACCAGGGGUCCCUGUAAUGGGAAUGCCAAGUCAACAAGCAUGUUCGAGCACUGAUGAGAUCAAUAAAGAGAAGUUCCAGUUGGACGAUAAAGAUUUUCCGCCUUUGUCAAGCAGUGAUGAGGUCAAAAAAGAGAAGUCCUAGUUGGACGAUUGGGUAGCAAAACAAAUCUCUUAAGACUUCAGUUACGUUCUUGGAGUUCCAAGUAGAGUUUUCAUACUGUGCAGAGACUUGUGUAUGAACGCAGGAGGUGCACUCAGGAAUCAUUACCUAUUCUCCAGCCUGGGAUGAGAUUUAUGUAAUAUUGGUUCAGUAACUGAUAAGAUGCCAAUAUUACAAAGAAAAACGUCUAUAACCGAUAGUGACAGUGAAAUUUUAUCUCCUACCUUUUCUAGAUGAUUAUGUAGACUUUGUUUCAACUCCCGUGGAUUAUUUGUCCCUUUUCUAGAUAUUUUUAGUUGAAAGAAAAAAUACGCUUACGAGAGAUCUGCUUCCAUUGAUCAUAUUCAACUGGUAAAGAAAUUGCAAGGCCAAUGUGCUAUAAGAGUAUAAUUGAACCAU
Fragaria vesca subsp. vesca is the source of this 2702-nucleotide messenger RNA. RefSeq lists its product as uncharacterized. Lineage: Eukaryota; Viridiplantae; Streptophyta; Magnoliopsida; Rosales; Rosaceae. The coding region runs from base 351 to 2285 and encodes 644 amino acids. The record is from RefSeq and is a predicted model, not a curated record. The transcript is spliced from 8 exons.